This is a messenger RNA of Arabidopsis lyrata subsp. lyrata, 652 nucleotides long. RefSeq names its product mediator of RNA polymerase II transcription subunit 22a. Gene Ontology annotation, cellular component: mediator complex. Gene Ontology annotation, molecular function: transcription coregulator activity. Lineage: Eukaryota; Viridiplantae; Streptophyta; Magnoliopsida; Brassicales; Brassicaceae. The record is from RefSeq and is a predicted model, not a curated record. The transcript has 3 exons. The coding region runs from base 48 to 503 and encodes 151 amino acids. Gene Ontology annotation, biological process: regulation of transcription by RNA polymerase II.
CUCCCAUAGGUGGUUCCUUCGUUUCUGUGCAAACUGCAAAGACUUGAAUGAUGAACAAAGGCGGUGGUUCCGGUGGAGGAAGCGGACCGACGGCCGCCGCAGCCGCUGCUGCCUUACAGAAACAAAAGGCCUUGAUGCAGAGGGUAGAGACUGACAUCACAUCUGUCGUCGAUAACUUCACUCAAAUCGUCAAUGUCGCAAGGGUGAGUGAUCCACCAAUGAAGAACUCUCAGGAAGCAUACAUGAUGGAGAUGCGAGCGUCAAGAUUGGUUCAAGCAGCUGAUUCUCUUUUGAAACUCGUAUCGGAACUGAAGCAAACCGCCAUUUUUUCAGGAUUUGCAUCACUAAAUGAUCAUGUAGAACAAAGAACUGCAGAGUUUGAUAAAGAGGCCGAGAAGACGAAUCGAUUGUUGGCUAGAAUUGCUGAUGAUGCAUCUGCUAGUCUUAAAGAGCUUGAGUCUCACUAUUACUCUUCUGCUCAGAGAUUGACUCUAGACAUUUAAGGGGGUUUUAAAUCCGAGAAAAUGGCAUUUUGUAGGGUUUUUUCUUCUUAUUGCCAAAACUUUUAGGCUACUUUGUCUGAACAAACUCUGAUUUACAUAUGAACAUUUAACUUUGAAGCUAUAUUUAAUCUGAAAGACCUUUUCUUCCU